UUGUACACACGCGAAACACUCCAACACACUUUUAGACAGCGAACUCCAUGGCUUCUAAACAACACUCCGGCUUGUGUACCGUUCAGUUUAUCCGCUUCUCGGGAUUUUUACAACUCCUAGAUGUCAGAGUGUGGUAGUGUCCCAGCUCCAGCGGCUACCCUCGGCAGGCCUCUCUGCACGCCGAGGGAGCAUCAGUCCUCACACGCGUUUGGGUGGGUCCAGCUCGGUCACAGAGGCAGCAUGGGCCCGGUGUCCUGCUAGCUUCUGCUGCCAGUGACUAAGAACCUACACAAAGGAAUGAACUACUCAAGACCUAACCUGUUUUAGCUUGGAUGGUAGUGCUAACGGAGUUGGGCUGUCAGAAUGAACGGCACUCAGCAGACUGAUACAAAGAGACAGCAUCUCCUGGAGAGGCUUCUGGACGCUGUCAAACAGUGCCAAAUCCGCUUUGGAGGAAGAAAGGAGAUUGCCACAGACUCAGACAGCAGGGUCAUCUGUCUGUGCGCUCAGUUUGAAGCGGUGCUGCAGCACGGCCUGAGGAAGAGUCGAGGUCUGGCCCUCACGGCUGCUGCUCUUAAACAGGCAGCAGGUUUCAGCACCAAAACUGAAGCAGAGUUGACGUUCUGGUUCUAUGUGAAGGAGCACCUGAACCGACAUGAGCUCCAGCGGUUCUACUCCCUUCGUCACAUCUCUUCAGAGCUUGGUCGAGGUCGUGCCUGGCUGCGCUGCGCCCUCAAUGAGCACUCACUGGAGCGCUACCUGCACACGCUGCUGGCUGACCGGCCUCGCCUGGGAACAUAUUAUGAAGACUGGGCUUUUAUCCUGGAUGAAGAGAGAGCAAGCAUGCUCCCUACUAUGGCUGCAGGUUUGAAUUCCAUCCUGUUUGCCAUCAACAUCGACAACAGUGACCUGAAUGGCGGGGUAACUCGAGGUGGAGGCCCAUCGGUGUCCCACCUCCUCAAGGAAUCCACGCAGGGCAUCGGCAGCCUGUGGAAGGAGUCGACUCAGGGGGUCAGCAGCCUCCUGCGAGAAAUCAGCACCGCCACAGCUGUGGUACCAGGCUUCACCCCUAGAGUGGAUGGAGCCUCUGAUCCGCUACCUGUACUUCCACGCAGCACCUCUGCUGACUCAGGUCUGAGGAAAGAGCGCCGGAGGAAAAAGAAAAUCACCAACAUCAUUUCCUUUGAUGAUGAUCUGGAUGGAGGGGCAGAGGAUGAGGAAGAGGGAGAGGAUGACUCGCACAAGAUGGGGAUGGUGAGGAAGAGUCACACGGCCCCAGCUCAGAGCAGCGUGGAGGAGGGAAUCGACCCUUUAGAACCGGUGUUCUCAGCGUCACCAGCCCAGAAUGGCCUGGCUGAGCAGGGCAUCGUCAGCUGGGUGGGGUCUCCACACCCAUCUCGUACAACUCCAACAACUUCACCUCCACUGCCAGACAGUAAGAGUAUAGACAACGAGGAGGAGGAGGAAGAGGAGGAGAUGUACAAACCCAGAGCACAAACCCAAGAGGAGGAGAGGAUCAGCUCAGAUCAGGUGGUAGUGGGCAGUUUGUCCAGUGUGUCCACGUGGAGUCCCCUACAGGUGAUGACAGACCACAGCAGCUCAGACAUCCUCAUCCCUCUGAACCCCGCAGACCCUCAGCCAGUAAGCUCAGUGGAGGACUCGGCUGCAUUUCCUGCUCAGUGUGAGUCAACAGGACCAGUAGGUAACUGCGAGAGCGACAGACUGCAGCUCCCAUUCAAUAUGGAGUCCAGUCCGCCGUCACAGUCUGCUACUCUCUCCAGUGUCCUGCCAGCAUCUGGUCUGCCAGAGUCCAUGACAGUGGGCUCUUCUCUCCGGGCUGGGGGAGGCCUACUUGCAUCUGGGGCUACAUCAAGACCCUAGAUUAGUUAUGAGGGUAGAGUUGUGCUCUCUGCAUGUGCUUGCGUGUGUGAUUGAGGGGUGGAUUUAUUUCUUUUCUCAUGCUUGUUAUUUUUGGAAAAUCCUGGUAACAGCCUAGUUAGAGCUUUGAAACCAUGCGCACCUCCAAGCAUAACUAUGGAGAUGAGUCACUACAGAUCCCAGCCCUAAUCUGUCCCUGACACCAGGAUGGGAGAUUAACAUCAGCCAGCAGCUGACUGCAGGCAGCACUGAUACUCUGGAGGCAAAACGGAGGCUGACUUUAUUGGACUGAAGUUGCUGCAGGGUUAUUAUAGUCUUGACAUUUUUAUUAAUUUAUAUUGGUUUAUUUUCCUUCAAUUUGGUUUUUUGAUUAUAGUUUUGUUGCAGUUAGU
Messenger RNA from Sphaeramia orbicularis (orbiculate cardinalfish), 2270 nucleotides. Its product is annotated as sorting nexin-29-like. Lineage: Eukaryota; Metazoa; Chordata; Actinopteri; Kurtiformes; Apogonidae. Bases 364 to 1881 code for a protein of 505 amino acids. The record is from RefSeq and is a predicted model, not a curated record. The transcript is spliced from 12 exons.